AGAGCCGCGCGCGCGCUCACAGCAAAAACACGCGCACUGCUCACUUCUACACGAGCGGACAGCUGUCAACGGGGACACGCUGACGAUUAUUUGAGAUUACAUACACACAAACACCAAUGGCGCUGUCGUGCGAGAUUUCUGAGCUUUUUCAGGUGAAUAGUUUCUGUUUGUCAUGGGGGCAGAUCGCCUCAGCUCAGCGUUUGCGCACCUGGCCAACCCACGCCAAUGAAGUCGUGCUCCUACAUGCAGUCUGAAGGGCUCCGGAGCGGAGUCGGGUUCCCGUGUUUAUUGUGGAUUAAACCACUUAUGCUGCUUGAUACGCGUAAUUUGUGGAUUUGUGUGUGUUUUUCUUCUCCUGGAUUGAUGAGCACUAUGGAGCUGACGGGGAGAUGUGUGUUGUUGGCGGCGCUGGUGAUGAGCGUUCCUCACCACGCGUGUUCAGGAUGUGUGAACCGAGUGUGUAAUCCACGCAUGGGAAAUCUGGCAGUCGGACGUCCCAUACAGACAAUCUCUCAGUGCGGCUCCACCUCCCCAGAACAAUUUUGUAUGUACAGACCGGACAGUUGUGUGCUGGAUUGUGAGAUAUGUGAUGCUUUAGUAUCUCAGCAUGCACACUCCCCUUCCUCCAUGACUGACUCUCCUUUCAAGCAACCACUGACCUGGUGGCAGUCGGCACCGGGGACUGCCAUAGAGACUCUGCAGCUGGAUCUGGAGGUGGAGUUUUACUUCACCCACCUCAUUAUCAUUUUCAUGUCGCCACGCCCUGCUGUCAUGGCAAUCGAUCGCUCUCGGGACUUUGGCCAGACAUGGAGCUUGCUGAUGCUGUUUUCCCACAACUGCAGUGAAGUGUCCAGCUUGGAGGACGGACAACGCUGCACAGCGAAAUACUCCUCUGCCGAGCCAUGCACAAAUGGGGAGGUGCCACACUCCUGCCCCUGUCCGAUUGCUGAUGCCAAUGCAGCAACUCCCCGAUAUGCCAUCUCUGACCUCAUUUUAAAAGGAGGCUGCCUGUGCCAUGGACAUGCAGACCAGUGUGUGCCCACUGGAGGCAAACACAACUCAAAAACAUUUGGAAAACACGUGGUGCACGGUAAAUGCUCAUGCCGGCAUCACACGGCUGGAGAUCACUGUGAACGCUGCCAUCGCCUUUACAAUGACAGACCAUGGAGAGCAGCUGACGGCUUAACAGGAGAAGCAAAUCAGUGUGUUGAGUGUAAGUGUAAUGGCCAUGCGGAGAGCUGUCACUUUGAUGAAAGCGUAUGGCUGCGGUCGGGUCAGCAGCACGGUGGCGUUUGUGACUGUCUUCACAACACCACCGGCCAACACUGCCAACACUGUCAGAGCGGCUUCUACAGAGAUCCGGAGAAACCCUCCACCGCCCCAGAUUCCUGCACACCUUGUAUGUGUAACCAUGUCGGUUCCUCAUAUUGUAAACCUGAUAACGGAGAGUGUGUCUGUAAGCCAGGGGUGGCUGGGAGGCACUGUGAGCAGUGCAUGCUGGGAUACUGGGGUUUGGAUGAGUACGGUUGCAAGCCAUGUCAGUGUGCUGGGGAUUGUGACCCUUACACCGGAGACUGUAUGAUUAGGUCUGAGUCAGAUGACAACAGCACAGCAGAAAAUCAUCUGUUUCGGACAGAAGAGCUGUUCUCCGCCCUCAGUCAUCCAGACAAAUGCAUUUGCAAACAGCUAGCUCUCGGGAACAGCAAAGUCUUCUGCAAUGCCAAAUAUGCUUAUGCAGUGAAAGUGCGAGUGUUGGGUGCUCAUGAUAAAGGCUCUCAUGCAGAGGUGGAUGUGAAGAUCCUAAAGGUAUUGUGGGACAACACUCGCCUCAGACUCUCUCGAGGAAGCCGGACACUUUAUCCCGAGUCCUGGAUGUCUCGAGGCUGCACCUGCCCCGUGCUCUUUCCAGGUGGAUUGGAGUAUCUUGUGGUGGGACAUGAGGAUGUGAGAAAAGGUCGCCCUGUUGUUAACAUGAAGAGCAUAGUGAAGCCAUGGAGAGCCAGCUUGAGUCGGAAAGUCCAUCAGCUGCUAAAAACCAAAUGUAGCUGAAAGACGCAGUGAGAUGUUCAAAACAAAUGCACACGCCAACUUAGACUUUAUUUAACUGUGAUCGUUCUUCAUCAUCUGAAUCAAACUAAUGCUUUAGGUGUAAACCCAGCCGUUCUGGUGUAUCUGCUAGCUGUCA
Molecule: messenger RNA, 2185 nt
Organism: Danio rerio (zebrafish)
Lineage: Eukaryota; Metazoa; Chordata; Actinopteri; Cypriniformes; Danionidae
Source: RefSeq